AUGAGGAAUGGCCGACGACUGGUGAAGUCGUUCGUCGCUGCACAAAAGCUCGCCAGUCUUAGGAACACACUAUGGAAUAGACAACAAUUGGCCUUCUCCUCAUCCGUCGCCUCUUCAAGCACUCCACCGAUUCAAGAAGAAUCUCAGCCACUAUCCAUCCGCUUCGAAUAUGGACUUCCUCUUCUCGAUGUUCCACUUCCUUCUCGAAACGAGCCGUGUCAAUUCACAAUGCGACCGUUGAGUGAUACAGUUGGAUCACUUUGUAAUUUUCUGCGGCAGGAAGACAAGGGAAUCGACUAUGUGGCCGUUUAUGGAACCAAUGGAGUGAAACUAGCCACAUGCACUUCUAUUGAGCACCUCCUUCAAUUCGGAACGUUCCGUUUGCGCCUUAACGACAAGUUCUUCAAUGUGACAGUACCCAAAACGGGAACGACGCCAUAUGAUAGUGAUAAGCUCCGCCAAUUGGACGACCUCCGAGCCACUGUCGCCUCCCUACACGCUGCUCUCUGUGUCGAUGAGUAUAAGUUGUCCCGUGAAAAGAAGCUUCUCCUCCAACUGGAGAACGCCGAAGCGCUUCUAGCCCCCCUGCACGAAACGAAACGGAAGAUCGAACAGGAGUGUGAAGCUCACACGGAUCGAGUCAUGUGGGCGGGAUUUGCGGCGAUGGGAGUGCAGACUGGUCUAUUCGCGCGGCUAACCUGGUGGGAGUACUCUUGGGAUAUCAUGGAACCUGUAACCUAUUUCGCCACGUAUUCAACAGUUUGUGCAACGUUCGGGUACUACUUGUACACUAAACAGAGCUUUGAAUAUCCAUCAGCUCGUGAACGUGUCUACACCAAACAGUUUUAUCGUCGAGCACAGAAGCAGAACUUUGACAUCGAACGAUACAAUCGUCUGGUAAAUGAAGUGGAGGACCUUCGAAACCAACUGAAACGAAUGCGAGAUCCUCUAUUCCAGCAUCUUCCCGUUAGCUAUUUAUCAAAUUUGGAGACGGAAAAAUAG
This is a messenger RNA of Caenorhabditis briggsae, 1002 nucleotides long. RefSeq names its product Protein CBR-MCU-1 (gene Cbr-mcu-1). The transcript has 6 exons. The record is from RefSeq and is a predicted model, not a curated record. Gene Ontology annotation, biological process: mitochondrial calcium ion homeostasis; calcium import into the mitochondrion. NCBI's taxonomy places the organism in Eukaryota, Metazoa, Nematoda, Chromadorea, Rhabditida, Rhabditidae. Bases 1 to 1002 code for a protein of 333 amino acids. Gene Ontology annotation, cellular component: uniplex complex; mitochondrial inner membrane. Gene Ontology annotation, molecular function: uniporter activity; calcium channel activity.